Ambispora gerdemannii is the source of this 819-nucleotide messenger RNA. The record is from the annotation of a GenBank genome assembly. Lineage: Eukaryota; Fungi; Glomeromycota; Glomeromycetes; Archaeosporales; Ambisporaceae.
AUGCCCUCAACUACUGCGGCUCUUAAUAUACCCGCGUCUAUUCCUGAUACAAAUAAUAACAACACCUCAACAUCAACAACCAUUAAAUCAACGCCUCAGCUAUCUUCUCCAAUGUCAACCAUGGCUUCUGCUCUUAAUAUACCAUGGGAUGGUCUCAAUGCUAUUAAUCCUGCUCUCGAUGAAACUGCCUCAGCUCUUGUAUCUGCGAUCUUGAAUGUUAAAACUUCUGCUGCUGCUCGAACUCGCCCAAUGGUCCGAUCCCUUCAUUCAAAUCGUCGAUCAAAUCGUCGUGGCUCCUCAAAUAAUCAACAUACUCAUAAUACAUCCACUCGAACACCUAUUACGACAGCAAACUCCUCCGAACCUGUAAUAAUUACACCCACAGCUCACGUGAUAACACACGAACAAUCUGCUGACGACAUGGAUCUUCAUGUGGUCACUAGUCCAACGUUUAAUAACAAAAUCAAUAACACCAAUCCUAUACCUAAUAACGACAAUAUCUCUCGUAAUAAUCGAAAGAGAGUACACAACGAUGUUGAAAAAGAUCCAAAUGCCAUUGCUGAUGAAUUGGUAUUAAAGCGUGCAAAAAAUACUGACGCUGCACGUAGAAGUCGACAACGUAAAGUCGAGAAAAUGGAAGGACUCGAGAGAGACGUCGCUGAAUUAAAACAUGAAAAUUCCGAAUUACAAACACGUGUUGCAGUAUUAGAGAGUGAAAAGAAGGGAUUGGAAGAGAAAAAUGCUGAGAAAGAUGCAAGAGUGCGUCAAUUAGAACAGCAAUUGAGUGAAGCCCAUCAACGAUUGAUUAACAAGAUAUAA